GGGUGUUAUAUGAAUAGCAGAUUCAUAUUUUGUUCGGCAUUCUGCCCUUAUCAAGCUCGCCGUCGGACGCCGUCUACCUUUUUGGGCCCUGCGUGGUUAUUCUCCUGCAAACCCUGGAGCCCGAUCUUCUGCCAAAAUCCGGAGUGUUAUCAUUGUUAAUUAAUUGAAAGACCAUAAAUCGCAGUGGCUUGGAGGAGUUGCCUGAAUCAAUUGGCUUGCUAAAGCAUCUGGAACAAAAAUUAAAAGGACAAUGUUCAAGAACACAUUCCAGUCUGGGUUUCUUUCCAUCUUAUACAGCCUUGGGAGUAAACCUCUGCAGAUCUGGGAUAAAGAAGUUGUCAAUGGCCACAUAAAACGACCACAAGAUGAAGACAUACAGUCCAAUGUACUUGAAAUAAUUGGAUCCAAUAUCCAAUCCACGUACAUCACAUGUCCUGCAGAUCCAGCUGCAACACUUGGUAUAAAACUUCCGUUCUUGGUUGUGAUUGUGAAGAAUCUAAAGAAGUAUUUUACAUUCGAGAUUCAAGUUCUGGACGAUAAGAAUGUGAGACGACGAUUUCGGGCUUCAAAUUUCCAAGCUGUGACUCGAGUAAAGCCGUACAUUUGCACCAUGCCACUGAAAAUGGAUGACGGGUGGAAUCAAAUCCAGUUGAAUCUUGUUGAUUUGACCAAGAGAGCUUAUGGCACUAACUACAUGGAGACUCUGCGAGUUCAGGUCCACGCGAACUGCCGCCUAAGAAGGAUAUAUUUCUCUGACCGUCUCUACUCUGAAGAGGAACUCCCACCCGAAUUCAAAUUGUACCUUCCAAUGCAGAAAGCAGCAUGAAAAUGUCAUGGAAGGAUGGAUUUUAGAGCCAUGAAAGGUGUGGAUGUUAUUCUGGAGCUGUUUUAGGUACCCUUCUUGUAAAAGUACUUAUUUCUUCGAUAACUUUUAUCAGUCUAUCGUGUAAAUUAACGAGAACUUCUACAUAUGUCCUGUUUCAUUUGAUUAGUUUGAGAAGGUACUUUUCUGUUGGAUCAAGAUUCAAGCAGUAAUGUUUGUUGUUCGUGUUUGUAGUACUUAGUGCAUUCAUGCUUUUAUAUGAUGAAAGGUUGAUGUGUA
This is a messenger RNA of Prosopis cineraria, 1102 nucleotides long. RefSeq lists its product as uncharacterized. The record is from RefSeq and is a predicted model, not a curated record. The transcript is spliced from 7 exons. Bases 251 to 826 code for a protein of 191 amino acids. Lineage: Eukaryota; Viridiplantae; Streptophyta; Magnoliopsida; Fabales; Fabaceae.